UAACCUUAUAAAUGUUCACUUUGCAAGCAGAGAGGGCAAUUUUUGGGUCAUUUUUCAACCCAGAUUUGAUCGUAUCCCCAGGGAUGAAAAAGUUCUUCAUGGCGAAGAAUUCAGGAUCCCUACCAAAUCUGAAAGGGCUUUCUUUAAACUUGGGUUCAAUCAAGAAGAAGUUACCGUUUGAUCCCAAGAGAGAAUACGAUGCUGUAGUGAUUGGGGGAGGUACUGGAGGUCUCAGCUUUGUGCAGGAAGCAAGAGAACUAGGACUCUCUGUUGUCAUGUUCAACCAUGUAAAUCCUACCCCAAAGUUAGGAUAUAAAUGGGGCCUUGGAGGAACUUGUGUGAAUGUUGGUUGCGUACCUAAGAAAUUAUUCCACAAUGCUGGACUAAUUAAAGAAUCUAUACAUAUGGCUCACGAUUACGGAUGGGAUGUAGAACUCAAAGAUGAUAAGAUCAAGUGGGAAACUCUUAGAACAAAUGUUCAGAAUCACAUCAAGGGAAUCAAUUUCAGCUAUGUCUCCAAAAUGAAGGAAAUAGGUGUUGAUUACAUCGAAGCUAAAGCCUCUAUUAACGAAUCACAAAAUGUAGUGUUCGAUUUCGAUGACACUCAGUACGAAUUGAAGGCAAAGAAUAUCAUAAUUGCUACUGGAGGGAGACCAAGAUAUUUGCCCAAUAUUGAGGGAGCUGACUUUAAGUUCGAAGACGAAUGAAUUACGUCUGAUGAUUUAUUUGCACUUGAUAAGAGUCCUGGAAAAACCCUUGUCGUUGGAGGAGGAUAUAUUGCACUUGAAUGUGCAGGAUUCUUGAAAGAACUCGGAAAUGAUGUUAUAAUGAUCAAUAGAUCUUCAUUCUUAAGGGUCUUUGACCAAACUAUUGCUGGGAAGAUCUUGGAGAACAUGGUUGGAGGCAACCUUAAAGCUUUUGGAAAGACCACUAUCACUAAUAUUACUAAAGAGGAUGAAGACCAGUACCUUGUUGACCUUCUUAUUGAUGGAGAGCCUAAGAAAGCAAAAGUUAAUUCUAUUCUGUUGGCUAUUGGAAGAGACCCAAACACUCAUGUUGUUGAAAAUAGUGGAGUGAAGAUUAAUCCAAGAAGCUUUAAAGUUGAGGGGAGAGUCGAAGAGCCAGAGAGAACUUGUGUUGAUCAAAUCUACGCUCUUGGUGAUAUCUUAGAAGGAGUUCCAGAAUUAAUGCCAGUAGCUCAAAAGAGUGGAACAUUACUGGCUCAUAGAAUCUAUCAUAGAAAUAAAGGAGAGCUCACUGAAAAAGAGAUUCUUAAAAAGUAUUCAAUGGAUUAUAGCAAUAUUGCAACAACAGUCUUCUCUAAUGUUGAAUAUUCUUAUGUUGGUCUAAACGAAGAAGAAGCCAUUGAAAAAUAUGGAGAAGAUAACAUUGAAAUAUACCAUAGAGAAGUGACUCCAUUAGAAGCAUCUAUCUAUUCAGAAAACUCUAGAACAGCUUAUAUGAAAUUGAUAGUUGAAAGAAAUGAAACCGAAAAGGUUAUCGGAAUUCACUACCUUGGCCCUAGCGCUGGAGAAGUAAUCAACGGCUUUGGCCUUGCUAUGAAGUUAGGAAUCACAAAGAAAGAUAUUGAUAAUACAAUCGGCAUUCAUCCAACCGUUGGUGAGGACUUCUUUAACCUAACAGUGACUAAAAGGUCGGGUAAAGACUAUAUUAAGACAGAUUGUUGAUCUUAAUUGGCCUACAUUUCUAAAUAGUAGGAAAAUAUAGUUAUGAAAAUACCAUACGCCAGCCCCAUUGGGAAUAAUGAUAUCUGAUCCAAGUAAACUAGGAAUCUCUGAGGCUUCUACCUCAGUGUCUAAGCUUGUCAGAUUGAACAGUGUGAUAUUAGAUUAACUUCUUGAUAAUCAAUAAUAC
Molecule: messenger RNA, 1875 nt
Organism: Moneuplotes crassus
Lineage: Eukaryota; Ciliophora; Spirotrichea; Euplotida; Euplotidae
Source: the annotation of a GenBank genome assembly